AUGACAAGUUCCCUUGAAAAAGAUGACCCAUAUUAUACAUCAGGAGCUGUUAUUAUUUUGGUUGUUGGUUUGAUAUUUGAAAUCGCAAUUUUAGUUGUUUUGUCUCAUUCCGAAAAUCGUCAAAAAUUUGCUUUGAGAUUGUUGUUGCAUUGUCCAGGAAAUAUCGUAAUAACUAAUCCAUAUUUAGCCCAACUUUUAGCAGGAAACUUCAAAGAUAGAAGAAACGAAUCUUCUACAGGAGAUGCGGAGUUUUAUGAAGUAUUAGUUAAAGAUAUGCCUGAUGGAAUAUUGAUGUUGGAUAUUACAGGAAACGUUAUUUCCGCGAAUAACUCUAUUACAAGAAUUUUCGGAAUUAACAAUGAAGAACUUGUUGGACAAAACGUUUCUGUGUUUGGAAAGAAUUUUACCAGUGGAAAUCCAUUCGAAAAGAUCGAAAACAACACAAAGAAACAACUGACAAGUGAAGAUGAUUUCGAGGCAACUUAUAUCUACAAGAAAGCUGAUAACACGGAAGUCCACGCAAAUCUGACAUUCACUGUUUUGAAUAACAAUAUAAUCAUCAGUUUAAGAGAUGACACUCAAACAGUGAUGUACAACAGAUUAAUCGCUGAUGAACGUACAAAAAGUGACAGAAUGUUGGCAUCAAUUUUGCCACCAAGGUUAGUUGUUCGAGUACAAGCCGGAGAAAAGAAUAUCAACUUCGCGGUGCAAAGUAUUACUGUCGUUUUCAUGGAUAUCGUUAGUUUUACUCCUUGGUGUGGAAGUUUGCCUGCAUCAACGGUUAUGGCGGCUUUGAACAGAAUUUCCAAAGAGUACGACUCAAUUUGUGCGAUGCAUACAACGAUGACAAAGAUCAAAUGCAUUGGUGAUUGCUAUAUGGGAGCAGGAGGUAUCUUUGCUGAUGUAAAUCAACCAGCAGUUCACGCGAAAGAUGUCGUUGAAUUUGGAUUGGAAUGUAUCGAAGGUUUGAUGAAAGUCAACCAGGAAAUCAACCAAAAUUUGCAGAUAAGAGUUGGUGUAAACACUGGCGGUCCUAUUGUUGCUGGUGUUUUGGGAACAGAGAAGCCAACAUUCGAAAUUUUGGGUCCUGCAAUCAACAUGGCACAACAAAUGGAACAUCACGGUGUUCCAAUGAAAGUACACGUAAGCAGAGCUGUCUACGAAUUGAUUUACGGAGGACCAUUCGAAAUCAAAGAAAGAGGUGAAAUAGAAAUUAAGAAUGGACCUGUUGUAACUUAUUUAAUUGAUAAGAAGAAAUAA
This is a messenger RNA of Trichomonas vaginalis G3, 1260 nucleotides long. Its product is annotated as guanylate cyclase protein. The transcript has a single exon. Lineage: Eukaryota; Parabasalia; Trichomonadida; Trichomonadidae. Bases 1 to 1260 code for a protein of 419 amino acids. The record is from RefSeq and is a predicted model, not a curated record. Gene Ontology annotation, molecular function: peptide receptor activity; guanylate cyclase activity. Gene Ontology annotation, biological process: intracellular signal transduction; cGMP biosynthetic process; receptor guanylyl cyclase signaling pathway.